AUGGAAAUGGAAAAUAGUGAACACGCAAAUAUCACCACGGGGCCCUUAUCACGCUUAGAGGCGCGUGCCCUUAUGUCACGCUUUGAUUCGUAUUCACGUGAGGAACAGAAGGCUUUUAUCAAUGGUUUUUUGGGAAUGAUUUAUGAUAAUUAUGAUACGACACGACGUAUUCAAGGAACUGUUGAUGGCAUCAAUCGUAUUGUUAUCACAAUCCUUAUCAUUUUACUUCUCUGUACCACUGCUGCUUUAUUGUCUGCCUGUGUGAUUGGAUGUCGAAGUUCUACAGAAUGUUUCUUUAAAUUGUUGCAAGGAAAGGAAAAUCUGCAGAUCUCAGAAGCAGCAAUUCAAACUGUAGCAGGAAAAAGAGUUAAAAAGAGAAACAAUUCUUCUUCUGAAGUUCUCUGCAAUGAUGCUGUGCAGAGACUUCAGUUAUUGAUUGCCGAUAUGGGAUUUGAAAUGCAUCCUAUCAUGAGUGAGCAGAAUGACUGUUCCGGCGAUGAAUUACAACUGAAGAAAAAAAACUAUUUUGGACGACUUUCUGAAAUGUUCAUCGAAGAGCGAUUGCUCAAGAAACCAGGUGAUUAUGUGAUUUCUCGCACACAUGAUGAUAUUUUCCGAUUCUCAGUUAUGUCUGAAAGGCAUGAAAAAUGUCAUUUAUUGAUUCUGAAAUUUUGUCGAACUUAUACUUUCGAAAAUUCCAUUUAUCCGUUGGCUGUUUCUAUAGCCAGAUUAAUUCAGAAAUGCAUUCGGAGUCCUAUGAAUGUAUUAUCGGCAAUACUGAGAACAAACGUGAUAUUACGCCAUUUUAUCAAUUCAAAUGUGGAAGAUGAAGAUGAUUAUAGCUUCUCAGGAUUAUUCCUGAGAGAGAAUGAUAUCAUCAAAACAGAGAGUCUCAUCUCGAAAGGGACAAUUGCUGAUUGUUUUCUUGGUAGUUUGCGCACAUUAAACAAAUGUGAACGAGUUGUAAUUAAAGUAAUGCACAAAUAUGAUCACAAUGAACUCAAUAAUAUCUGUCGGGAAUUACAUAUUUCGAAUUUAUUGCGCCAAUUCGUGUCCACUGAUUCGGUGAUAGCAGUGCAAUCCGUACGGGUUUUUCAAUCACCGUAUAUGAUUAUUUAUCCUUUUAUGAACUAUGGCUCCUAUCCGGAUUUUGCGCAACGGAUGGGGUCAAAACUUACUUUUAUGGAUAAAUUGAAAAUUGCACAGACAAUAGCGCAAGCUUUAUCCGAUAUGCACUUUCUCGGAUUGCUGCAUUGCGAUAUUGGAGCUAGAAAUAUAUUUGUAAGGAAAAUAAUGAUUAGUAAUAGUUCGAAGAUUAUCAGUUAUCAUUCCCAUUAUGGUUACAAAUACUACUUGGGUGAUUAUCGUGAGUCCCAUAUUGGAAAGACUAAAAAAGUGAAUCCCAAAGAACCGAUAAAUAUUCGUUGGCUUGCACCAGAAGUAUUCCAAACGAAACAACUAACAGAAGCUACCGAUGUUUUUGCAUUUGGUAUUACACUUUACGAAAUUUUCACCGGAAAUCUACCGUACUUUUCGAUGAAUUCUGAUGAAAUUCGAACUAAAUUGAUAGCUGGAUAUAAAAUACGACCUAAAACGCAUAAUACCGAGUUACCACGGAAGGUUAUAAAGUUAAUGAGACGUUGCUGGCACACAAAGGUCAAUGAGCGACCAACAAUGGACGGUGUUUGGCUACAAUUAAAAGCAAUUUGGAAUAGUGUGAUUGCUGAACAAAAAUGCUCUCAAUGUAAUUUUCAAGAAGAAAGUUGA
Acanthocheilonema viteae is the source of this 1767-nucleotide messenger RNA. Lineage: Eukaryota; Metazoa; Nematoda; Chromadorea; Rhabditida; Onchocercidae. The record is from the annotation of a GenBank genome assembly.